AUGACAGUCUCCUUCAAGGACAAGGUCGUGAUAGUCACGGGCGCCGGCGGCGGCUUGGGCAAGCACUACUGCCUAGAGUUUGCUCUGCGCGGCGCCAAGGUCGUGGUCAACGAUUUGGGCGGCUCGCUCUCGGGACAGGGCGGCGACUCGCGCGCCGCAGACGUGGUGGUGGAGCAAAUCCGCGCGGCCGGCGGCGAGGCCGUGGCCGACUACAACAACGUGUUGGACGGCGAGAAGAUAGUCGAGACUGCGGUCCGGGCCUUUGGCACCGUGCACGUGGUGGUCAACAACGCCGGGAUCUUGCGCGACGCGCAGUUCAAGAAGAUGUCGCCACAGGACUUCCAGUUGGUCACGGACGUGCACACGAACGGCGCGUUCAAGGUGACCAAGGCCGCAUGGCCCUACUUCCGCAAGCAGAACUACGGCCGCAUCAUCAACACCGCGUCGCCCGCGGGCUUGUACGGAAACUUUGGCCAGGCCAACUACUCGGCGGCCAAGCUGGGCAUGGUGGGCUUUUCCGAGACCUUGGCGAAGGAGGGCGACCGCUACAACAUCAAGGCCAACACCAUUGCGCCGCUCGCACGCUCGCGCAUGACCGAAAACGUCUUGCCACCCCCCAUCUUGGAGAAGUUGGGCCCGGAGAAGGUGGCUCCCAUUGUCUUGUACUUGGCUUCUGAGAGCAACACGACUCUCAACGGCGAGAUCUUCGAGGUUGCCGCGGGCUUCUAUGCGCAGAUCCGUUGGGAGAGGUCUGGCGGCGUGUUGUUCAAGCCCGACGACUCCUUCACUCCCGAGUCCGUGGCCAAGAAGAUCGAUGCCAUCAUGGACUUCGACGACUCCGCGAAACCUGACUUGUUGAAGAAUCAGCACCCCCGGGCGUUGAAUGACUACUCGGCCUUGAUCAAGGCUGCUGAGAAGUUGCCUUCGAACGACAACGCGGGUGCCCCCCCUGUGUCGGUCAAGGGCAGGGUUGUGGUCAUCACCGGUGCAGGUGCUGGUUUGGGGAGAGACUACGCGCUCGCAUUCGCCAAGGCCGGUGCCAAGGUCGUGGUCAACGACUUCAAAGACCCCUCCAAGGUUGUCGACGAAAUCAAGGCUGCCGGCGGUGAGGCGCACGGCGAUCAGCAUGACGUUGCCAGUCAAGCCAAGGAAAUCAUCGACAAUGUCAUCAACAAGUACGGCACCAUUGAUAUCUUGGUCAACAACGCUGGAAUCUUGAGAGACAAGUCUUUUGCAAAAAUGACUUACGACGAGUGGUUGCAAGUGCAAAAAGUUCACUUGCUUGGAACCUUCAACUUGACAAGAUUGGCAUGGCCACAUUUCUUGGAGAAGAAGUUCGGUAGAGUUGUCAACAUCUCGUCCACCUCGGGAAUAUAUGGCAACUUUGGCCAAGCCAACUACUCUGCGGCGAAGUGCGGCAUCAUUGGUCUUUCGAAAACUCUUGCUAUCGAAGGAGCCCGCUCCAACAUCAAGGUCAAUGUGGUUGCCCCUCAUGCUGAAACAGCCAUGACCAUGACCAUUUUUAGAGAGGAGGACAAGAACUUGUACCCUCCAAAGUUGGUAGCUCCUUUGUUGAUUUAUUUGGCUUCUGAGGAUGUGCCAAUCACCGGUGAGUUGUUUGAGGCUGGCGGUGGAUGGAUCGGUAACACCAGGUGGCAGCGGGCGAAGGGAGCCGUUUCCAGAGAUGACCACACGACGGCUGAAUUUGUUCAAGAUAACCUUCAGGACAUUGUGGACUUCAGCACUGGCACAGAAAACCCCAAGUCAGCUACUGACUCCUCAAUGGCUAUUUUGAGUGCAGUUGGAGGAGAUGACGACGAAGAAGAAGAUGAUGACGACGACGACGACUCUCUGGACGAAGAGGAGAACCCAGAUAAAAUGCCCGAUCCUGUUUUCUCUUGGAAUGAUAGAGAUGUGAUUUUGUACAAUCUUGGUGUUGGGGCCACUCAUGAUGAAUUGCAAUACGUCUAUGAAAACUCAUCAGACUUCCAAGUCAUCCCCGUCUUUGGGCAUCUCCCUACAUUCAACUCAGAGAAGUCUCAGUUGACGUUCACGAGGUUGUUGAAGAACUUCAACCCAAUGCUCUUAUUGCACGGAGAGCACUACCUCAAGAUUGAGAAAUUUCCAAUUCCAACGGAGGCUACGAUUACAACAUCAUACCAGCCAUUAGAAGUUACACAAAAGGGCACGAACACGAUUGUGGUUCAUGGCUCGAAAUCAGUCGAUAAUGAAACUGGAGAGUUGCUUUUCUCAAACGAGGCCACUUUGUUCAUUAGAAAGUGCGAGGGUGAGACCAAGAAAUACGUCGAGAGAAAGUCUUUCUCCAUGAAUCCUUUCUCUGCACCCAAGUCCGAGCCUAUCUUCGUUAAAGAUAUCAAGACUUCCAAGGACCAAGCUGCUUUGUACAGAUUGAGUGGAGACAGAAACCCAUUGCACAUUGAUCCUAAUUUUGCCAAGGGAGCCAACUUCGAUGCCCCGAUCUUGCAUGGAAUGUGCACGUACGGGUUGUCUGCCAAGGUGUUGCUCGAUGAGUUUGGCCUCUUUAAUGAAAUCAAGGCAAGGUUCACCGGCGUUGUUUUCCCAGGUGAGACUUUGAGAGUCUUUGCAUGGAAGCAGGGUGAUGUGGUGAUCUUCCAGACACAUGUGGUGGAAAGAAAAACCAUUGCCAUCAACAAUGCUGCCAUCAAAUUGAUUUCUGACAAGAGCAAGUUAUGA
Molecule: messenger RNA, 2715 nt
Organism: Metschnikowia bicuspidata var. bicuspidata NRRL YB-4993
Lineage: Eukaryota; Fungi; Ascomycota; Pichiomycetes; Serinales; Metschnikowiaceae
Gene: FOX2
Product: bifunctional hydroxyacyl-CoA dehydrogenase/enoyl-CoA hydratase
Exons: 1
Coding region: 1-2715 (904 amino acids)
Molecular function (GO): oxidoreductase activity
Source: RefSeq, a predicted model, not a curated record